This is a messenger RNA of Daktulosphaira vitifoliae (grape phylloxera), 3345 nucleotides long. It is a transcript of the gene AkhR, whose product is annotated as adipokinetic hormone/corazonin-related peptide receptor variant I. Gene Ontology annotation, molecular function: adipokinetic hormone receptor activity; G protein-coupled receptor activity; peptide binding. The coding region runs from base 1306 to 2343 and encodes 345 amino acids. NCBI's taxonomy places the organism in Eukaryota, Metazoa, Arthropoda, Insecta, Hemiptera, Phylloxeridae. The record is from RefSeq and is a predicted model, not a curated record. The transcript has 12 exons. Gene Ontology annotation, biological process: G protein-coupled receptor signaling pathway. Gene Ontology annotation, cellular component: membrane.
ACACCAUAUCGACUACACUUUGAUUGCAUUGUGUGUGUCUAUGUGUUUUUUACUUAUUUCUAUCUCUUUCUCAAUCUAUUAAAAAAGAUAUAUGUAUACAUAAAUAAAAUAUGUUUAUACAUAUAGCCGCGAUAUCGGUUGACCCGAACUCGGUUCGACCUCUAAACGAGGUGGCGGCGGCGGCCGAGCGCCGGAAGAUUGAUAUUUAAAUAAUAUUUUUCAUGUGGUCAGUUUCCCGACCGUCGUUGCGCGUGAACGCGUAUAUACCGUACGGAUUAGCAAAUAAUAAACAUAUAUUUUAUAAUCCGCCACGAGUUAUUCCUCCACCCCCGUUGCUGGCACGGAUCUACUAGAAACGUUCAAGUGCGUGUGUUUUUACUUUGUGUAAUUCUAAGCGCAGAUUUUUUACCUGCAGUGGGUCUUUGGCCUAAGCAAAAAUACUUCCCGUUCUUUGUCGUCGUCUCUGUUGCUGACCUAGGACCAAACAACAGUAUACGUUAUAGAUAUACGAGUUCAACACAAUGAAAAAAAGUGGGGGAUCGCCUAGCCAAGUUGGAAGAGAGUCGCCACACCAACAGCCCGUCUGACUCACCGCAUUGAUUGUUUCACAUCAAAAGAAGAUCCUGGAAAUUCUAUUGGCACGUGGGUCAUUAUUUGAAAGAAUUCAGGACCGGACCAAUUUAUUAUUUGAAGUAUAAGACCGAACCAUGCAGAGCUCUAUUGUAAAGUCAGUCUUCCGCGGUACUCUGCUGAAUUGGCAUUCGUUCAAUAGAACGACCAAAGUGUUUGGCGCGGGUUGGCGUCGGUUAAAUUGGAAAACUGAAGUCAUCAUACUUCAAUAGUUAUAACGUUGAAAUAAUUUUCACAAUGCCUUUAAAAUGGAGAAUAUUAUUGGUUUGUGAAGCAAAACAAAAUAGCGGUAAAAAGUACAAAACGCAUGUGCGCAAGAUAAUGGAUGGAACCUACUGAUUUGGCGACAGGCAGCAUGCAGUAGGACGUCUAACGGCGUACUUCGUUAAAAAUUGUGAAUUGAGUAUAUCGCCUGUUUCAUAUCAAACGUAGGAAUCGUAUAAAACAAAAUUUUAACUGUGGAUGUGUCAAAUUUUUAAUAAAUUUUUCAUUUAAAAUUGGAGUUGUUCUUUUAAUCUUAGACAGUUCAAAUAGAAGACUUUUAAUGUUUGUUUGAUCAUUGUACAAUCAGAAAAUAAAAAAUUCAUACCAUAAAGAUUUCUAAAAAUAUGUUUUCGUAAUGGAAGUCGGGUAAUAGAUAGUGAUAUGUCUUUCAUGGUUUGAUAAUUGUCAGCUAUGGAGGUUAUGGAACAACCCUUUGCCGUACCGGAAAAUGUAACUAAUACUUCUGUUUUCGAUAUCAACAACUUACCUUACGAACUACGUUUUAACGAUGGACACAUCGUCACAAUUGUCACUUAUAGUAUCCUAAUGGUGAUUUCGGCCAUUGGAAAUAUAACUGUACUCACUAUUAUAUUAAGACGAAGGCGCAAAGCUGGAACUAGAAUACAUGCCAUGCUAAUGCAUUUAGCAAUAGCCGAUCUCUUCGUAACAUUUUUGAUGAUGCCACUGGAAAUAAUAUGGGCUUGGACAGUUGAGUGGGUACUUGGAGAUCCUUUGUGCCGAAUAAUGGCGUUUUUCAGAAUAUUUGGAUUGUACCUAUCGAGUUUUAUUUUGAUUUGCAUAAGCGUUGACAGAUAUUUGGCCGUAUUACAACCUAUGCGACUGUACCAAAUGGACAAUAGAGGAAAAUUGAUGAUUGCUGUAGCAUGGUUUGCAUCAAUUUUUUGCAGUCUACCACAGAUUUACAUAUUUCAUGUAGAAACACAUCCUGAUUUCCCAAAAUAUGAACAAUGUGUUACUUAUCACACUUUUCCAACUAAAUUUCACGAAUUGGGAUAUUUAUAUUUUGGAAUGUUUAUGAUGUAUUGUUUACCUUUAAUAGUAAUAAUAUUCUGUUAUGCAUCCAUUAUAAUAGAAAUCUACAAGAGAUCCAGAGAAUCCAUUUGUGUCCAAGGUACUGAUAAUGUAAGAAGAUUAGGAUUUUUAGGAAGAGCUAAAAGCAGGACAUUGAAAAUGACAAUUAUAAUAGUGUUAGUAUUUGUUAUAUGUUGGACACCAUACUACAUUAUGGCUGUUUGGUAUUGGACAGAUUAUAAGUCUGCAAAAAAUGUUGAUCAAAAAGUGCAGCACGCCUUGUUUAUGUUUGCUUGUACCAACUCGUGUAUGAAUCCAAUUGUGUAUGGUGCAUUCAAUAUACGUACAAGGAGAACAUUAGUGACGCAGGGAACAAGCUCUAAAAUUGUUACUGAAUCCAGAGUUAUGACAUUUUGACAUUCUGCAGAAAGAACAACGUUAUGGUUUUUAUGAAUAUGUAUUUAUCUUUUCGAGUGAUUUAGUUAUUAUUACUAGAAAUUCACAUCAUUAAUCAAUUUAUUGUUUAGAAAUAAUUAUGCAAGCUAAUACAGUAAUUUUAUAACGCUAUUUAAUAAUAAAAAAAUGUACACACAAAUAAAUAUUUUAUUUAUAACUACACGUUUAGUUUGUCUUAGCUGAACUCUAGGGUAAUUUUUAAAAAUUUUACACGAGUUCAGUAUCAUAAUUACUUACCAGUAAUUUUUUUUACCUAGUUAAAACACUAAUCUUUUGUGCAUUGAUAAAAAAUCUCAAAUUUCGUACGUUUUAUCGAUUAAAUGUGAUUUAUUGACUUUUUUUUAUGGUAAAAAAGAGCUUUAGUAUUUUAUGUAAAAUUUUACCUAUAGUUUUUAUAAGUACAAAAGUAUAAGCUUCAGUUGGUCUAGCUAUUGUUUAGAGUAUGUUCUUAGUUUAAUUUUACCAUAAGCGACGUUAAUAAAUUUUAUAUAAUGAUUUAAGUAUUUGUACAUAAAGCAUUGCAUGUAUGGUUAUUUUAUUUAUACAGCUUGUAGUUAUAAUAUUUAAUUCAUUCCUUUAACCUUAUGUGAUUUAAUAUUUUAACAAAAAAACUUGUGUGUAGUUUUUAUUUUUUUAUUUUGAUUUUUAAUGUCUAAUCGUAGUUAAAAAAAUUGUCUUUAUUUGUUAAAAUGCAUGAUUGAUUUAAUUAUUAAUUAGUGUAUAACGCUUAUAUGUGUAAUUUUACUGUGGUAGUUAUGUGAAAUAACUAUAAAAAUAUUUAAUAUGUUUAUUAUUUAACUGUAUAAAAAUUAAUUAAACAAUAAUUAAUAACUUAAUUUUUUGUUAGGAGUAAAUAUUUGAGAUUUUUUAUUAUGAAUGAAUUAUUGAUGUAGUUUUUAAAAAUCAAAUUGACCAAUCUAUCAAAUGAUAUCAUAUCUUGUUAUCUUAUACCAAACAUUAAAA